GGAAGCCAAAUAGAGUCCAGAAGCUGCAGUACACAGAGGACAGCCGAAGAAAGACAGUAGAUCCCAAAAGGGGACCUUUUCUGUGGAAACAAGAAAGGAGGGGCUCAAACACACAAGAUCUUCCAGAUCUAUAUACACUGUCUACAGAGAAACAACAGAGUGUCAGCUAAGAAACCUCCUCCUCAGCUUUGCUGCAAAAGCCAUGGGCUGCUGGAAGAAUACGAAAAGCAACACCUGGACUUUUCCCACCCUGAUCCUCUGCCUCUACGGAUUCUUCUACAUGAUGAAGCCAUCAGAACCUUUUCUAACCCCUUACCUAACUGGACCAGAUAAAAACCUGACAAUUGAUGAGGUUACCAACCAGGUUUUCCCAGUUUGGACAUAUUCCUACCUGGCACUCCUCGUCCCGGUCUUCCUGAUUACUGACUACCUGCGCUACAAGCCCAUCCUCCUCCUCCAGGGCAUCAGCUUCAUUGUCACGUGGCUCCUGCUCCUCUUUGCACAUGGGCUGGUGGCCAUGCAGCUGGUGGAAUUCUUCUACGGGAUGGUGACAGCCACCGAGGUUGCCUACUACGCCUACAUCUACAGUGUCGUCAGCGCUGAUCACUAUCAGAGAGUGACGAGCUAUUGCAGGAGUAUCACUCUUGUUGCAGCCACCCUUGCUGCUGUGCUGGGACAGCUCCUGGUUUCCUUAGCAGACGUAUCCUACUUUCACCUCAAUGCCAUUACUCUGGCCUCCGUGUCCCUGGCCUUUGUGUGCUCCUUUCUCCUGCCCAUGCCUCAAAAGAGCAUGUUCUUCCACAGAAAAGGCGUCUCAGAAACACUCCCACAACCAGACAAAGCUGGGGCUGGGCUCAGUUCCAACACGUCAUCCAGCUGCCAACAGGACAAGGACUGCGCACCUGCUGACACAGGACCCACUCCAGCACAGCAGGCUCAGCAGCCUGAGCCCCAGCACCACGUGCUGAGAGUGCUGGUGCAGCUGGGCAAGGACCUGAAGGAUUGCUACAGCUCUAGGAAGCUUCUUUACUGGUCCCUGUGGUGGGCUUUGGCUACGGCAGGCUUUAACCAGGUUGUGAACUACAUCCAAGUGCUGUGGGACUUCCGAGCCCCAUCCCACAGCUCUGCAGUGUACAAUGGAGCUGUUGAAGCAGUGGCAACAUUCCUGAGCUCAGUAACAUCUUUCACGGUAGCAUAUGUGAAAAUGAACUGGGACCUAUUUGGAGAACUGGCAUUAGGAAUCUUCUCCACAAUGGAUGCUGUUUCUUUAUUUCUCAUGCACUUUACUACCAAUAUCUGGCUGUGCUAUGCCAGCUACCUAAUUUUCAAGGCAAGCUAUAUGCUCCUUAUAACAAUAGCAACGUUCCAGAUCGCAGUUAACCUGAGCAUGGAGCGCUAUGCUUUGAUGUUUGGGCUGAACAACUUCACUGCACUGGUGAUUCAGACCAUCCUUACAGUAGUUGCUGUGGACUCAAAAGGCCUGGGACUGGACAUCGUGACUCAGUUUUUAAUUUAUGGCAGCUACUUCUCAGUCAUAGCUGGGAUUUUCUUGAUCAGAAGCAUUUGCAUGCUUGUCUCAAGAAAAUGCAACAGGAAAACGGUGAGAUUUUGGAAAGAGCCUCAGAACCUCAAUGAACACAAAUCGAAAGAGCAGACUGCAACCGGCUGUGAGACGAGGCUGUAA
Molecule: messenger RNA, 1684 nt
Organism: Gallus gallus (chicken)
Lineage: Eukaryota; Metazoa; Chordata; Aves; Galliformes; Phasianidae
Gene: THT2L
Product: thiamine transporter 2-like
Exons: 7
Coding region: 203-1684 (493 amino acids)
Biological process (GO): transmembrane transport; vitamin transport
Cellular component (GO): plasma membrane
Molecular function (GO): thiamine transmembrane transporter activity
Source: RefSeq, a predicted model, not a curated record